UUUAAUUUUUAUAUUUAGGAGGGUAUAAACUAAACAAGUUAUAGCAUUCAACUGUAUCCUCAAAUACAAUUUUCAUUCAGCAAAAUAUUCUAAAUAUAUAAAAUUAAAUUAGGAGAUUUAGCUAGCUACAUCCAUUUUAAAUAGUUAUUUAGUGCAACGAUAGCAAUAACUCAUUAAAAGAAUCUCUGUAAACGUUCAAGUCACUUAGAUUAAAAAAUAAGGAUAAGUAAAAAAUCAAUAAGCAUAAAUAAAAUGGAUGAUUUAAAAACAAGAGAUUCAAUAACUUCUGUUAUCAAAUAAUCAUUUUAUUAAAUUUUAGAUGAUCCCAAUAUGAAAUGUCUAAAAGAAAAUGAAUAUUCUUGCAAUCAAAUCUUAUAAAGAAUGACAGAAUUGUUUUUUGAUAUCUUUGAGUCUGAGAGAUAAACGCAAAGUCAGUAACUCAAAUCUUAAUACACUAUGCUUAAGGAAUAUUGCUAAAAUAUUUCUCAUGAAAAAUUCGAGAUUCAAAGGGAACUUCAAAAUGAGAUUCUUUAGAUGAGCGAAGAACAUGAUAAGAUUCAUUCAACGAAUGCAAUUUUGAAUGAAGAAAUAAGCAUGCUAAAAAUAAAAAAUGAACAUCUUUAAAUGGAAAACAAACGAAUAGCUUCUGAAUAAGAGAUAUUAAUCUGUUAAAUAAACGAAUAAAGAGCUACAUUCUAAAAAAAUCUAGAAGAAAUGGAAAUGAUCAGCAGUGAGUUAAAAAUAGAAUUGGAUCUCUACAAAGACAGAAUAAAAAAAUUAGAAGCCACAAAUGAAAAGCAGCAUUAACAGAUAAGAGAAUAUUCAAUGUCGAUUUAAAAGUAGUAGAAUAAAAUUAAAGAAACAGAAAAUUAGUAUCUCAUUGAGUCUCAAAUAAAGGGUCGUCAUUUAAACGAAUUAGAGUUAUGCUAGAAAAACAUAAGAGAGCUUGAGUUACUUCUAAGAUAGUCUAACGAAGCAAAUACUAAGCAGAAUGAAGAAAUCAGGUUGAAUUAGAACCAAUUAUAAGAGCUAGAUAAGCAAAUAAAGUCUCUAGAAAAUCAGUUGAACGAUAAGAAAAAAGAAAAUCUUUUGAUCCAAAAAUAGCAUGAGCAAAUUAUUGCAAUAAAUGAAGAAAACUAAAAAAAGUUUAUCCUCAAUACAGUCAAUAAAUACAAAGAAAAAAUUUAAUUGUAUAAAAACAAAUUACAAGAAUACUAAGAAAAGUAAGAAGAGCAAAAUAAGCAAAUUUACUAACUCCAACUGCAAGACAAUGAAGAAAAAAAUGGUUAUUAAAAGUAAAUAUAGCAUAUUGAAUCAUAGAUUUCUCAAGUCCAAGCAUAAUACGAAGCAGUUAUUUCAAGUAUCAAGCAGAAUUCCAAGGUUGAACUAGAAAAUUAAAAAGAAGGGUUUGAAAAAAAUUUACAACUUCAGGAGCUGUAAUUUAAGCAAGAGAUGAAGCAAAUGGAAAUGCAAAUGAAAGAUAAAAUUAAAAGUAUUGAAGAUAGUACCAUAUCUAGGGAGUAGUUUGAAGCUGUUAAGAAAGAAAAGCAAGAGAUUCUGGAAAAGAGCGAAAAAGAUAAAAACAAUACUGUUAAUGAAUUAAAUAAUACGAUUAAAUAAUAGCAACAAUAGAUUGAAAAGCUAAAAGAUUAAAUUAGUUCUUUGAAUUAUAACUUAUCUUAAAGCGAGAUUUCAUAGAAUAAAUGUAGAUAAUAUGAAGAAGAGAUCUAAAAAUUAAAUCAAGAUCUCUGUAAAAAGUAGAGUUUACUCAGUGAACAAAAAGAUAAGAUUAAGCAAGCACAAUAUGAAUUGGAUAGCAAGGAAAGAGAAAACUAGCUAUUACAAGAAGAUAUAAAGAAUUUAGAAGAACAGAAUUAAGAGAUAUAAAGUAAAUUCAAAGACAUUGAAAGGAAAUUAAAUUAAUAGAUUAAACAACUUAAAGAUAAAGCAGAAAAUCAAUGUUAAGAAAACUAUAAAUUAAAUAUUGAAUUGAGGGAGAUUAGGAAAGAGUAGGAGUUUGAGAAAAAACAAAAUCAAGAUAUGAUGCUUUUAUUGGAGAAACGCUAAUAAGGGAUUACUGUUGAUAUGAAUGAAAUUCAAUCUUUAAGAAGCAAUAACAUUGUUUUGUAAGGUAAACUAGAGAAUUUAAAUGCCAAGCUAAAUGAUUCAAAAGACUCAUAGGAGUAAAUUAAAAAGGAAAAAGAGUAUUUAUCUAGUUUGGUGGAGUAAUAAAGCAAAAAGCUAAGGAAUGCUGAAGAUUUAAAGAUAAAAUUUAGUAUUAAAAUAAAGUAGUUGAUGAAAACCAUUUAAUAUCUUAAAGAAGAUCUCAAUAAUAUUGUUUAAAAAGAAAUUUUAGAUAAAUUUUUUGUUCUAAGGAAAGAAUAUACAAGUUAAAUAGAAGAGUUUUCCAUUAGGUUCCUUUAAAUUCUUUCUAAAUGUAAAGAAGAUGAAGUGAAAUUAAAUUUAAAUUAUAAUGCUUUAGCUGAGUAAUUUAGUGAUUUGAAAAAUAAGUUUUUUAAAUAAGGGAUUGAUAUUGAAGAUUUGAGUAAUCAAAAUCACUCACCUAAGUUUAACGAGAGGGUGAGAAAAUAAAGCUCUAAGUAUGUUAAUAAGAGCCCUAAUAAUUCUGAAGAAGAAGAAGGUUUAUAUGAAGAAGAUUUAAGAAGUAGUCAAAGUUAAAAAAAAUAAAAAUAAUAAAAAAGCAGGAUUUAUAAUUAAAAGAAUAAAGAUAAAUGUUACAAUUAAGAUUUGAUGGAUGGUGGAGAUAAUGAAUAUCUUGAUGAUUAUGAUUAUGGCUAUGGUUAAAAUAAAAAUACUAGAAAUGGUAGAGAAAGAUAAAUAAAUAACUCUAAAAAUCCUUUGAGAAAAAGCUACAGCGACUCAAAAAGAUUCAAAAAAUAAUAUAAUGAGGAAAUAGAAGAAUAGAGCGACUCUUAAUCAAGUGAUGUUCAUUAAAAAGGCAGAAAAACCAAAAGAAAUAAAAGCGAGGAAAAAACAAAGCUGGAAAUAGAAGAACACUUAAAGAAGUAAAUUGAGUUGAGAAGUGAAAAAUUACUGCUAGAAGAAUAUGUUAUGGAGGAUAUAAAGAGAUUAAAAGAAGAAAAUGCUCUUAUAAUUGAAGAAAGGUAAAGAUUGAUUGCUAGGAUAGAUAGUCUGUCUAUUGAAUUAGGCUAAAAGCAGAUGCAAGCAGAUUCAUUAAACUCAUAGAUAAAUAUUUUGAUUAAGGAAGCUGAGCUAUGCUAGUAGGAGAAUCAAUUCUUGCAGAACAGAUUAACUGAAGCACAGGAACACCUAACAAAAGCAGAAGAUUUGCAAAGGAUAAAUCAAUAAUUGAAUAACUAAGGGGAUAAGGUUAGAGAAGAAUGCAAAGAGCAGAAUAAACAACUAAUCGAGUAAUUAUAGAAAGAAAUUGCUGUAUACAGGUAGAAGGAGCUACAAAAUUUAUAAAAAAUUGCUCAACAAGAAGUUGAAAUUGAGGAGAAAAUUUCUUAAUUAAAAUAAUUUUAAACACUAUCUUAGUAACAAAAGGCUAAUUUCGAGUUCAAAACGAGACUUUUAUCUGAAUAAAAGGAAUAAAUGGCUCAAUUCCACAGUCAAGACAAACAAAUUACAGAAUAUAGAGAUGAAAUUUAAGUACUUUUAUAGGAAAAUUCAUAGCUUCUUAGGUAGGUUUAAUUACUGCAAACUGACAUCGAAGGACUUCAUUUAGGCCUGGAAAAAGCUAAAAUUUAAAUUCAAAUAGCUGAUUAAAGAGAAAAUCAGCUUACUAAUUAGAAUUAGUAAUUACAGUAAGAAGUUAUAGCAGCUCAUUUAAAAGUUUAGCAAGUUUCUAAUCAAUUAAAUGAGAUUUAACUCGAAGUGGCGAAUGAAAAGCUAAAAAUGAAACAAAAGCAAACAAUUAAAAAAGAAAGAUAACUCAUGAAAGAAAAACUUGAAUAACAAAAUAUUAAAGAAAUUCAUCAAAUGAUUGAAAGUUCCUGUCUUUCUUUAAAAAAGAAAAAUUUCCAUACUUAUAAAUCGAGCAUACAGCUCACAAGCAACUUUGCAUAAGCAAACAACAACUCGGAGAACACCAGCCUCGCUUAAACUUAAUUAAUGCAAUCUUAAUUAAAUAAUCCUAAUUAAAACAAUUUAUAAUUCAAUUAAACCUUGCAUCAUAAUUAGUCUUUGAAGUUGUUGAAUGAUGGUAUCAGUUGCUCUCCUAUUCAAAAUAACUUAUAAAGUAGUUUUAAUAUGAUAAGCUCUAAUUUUAACUAAUAAGGCUUGAUAGCUUAAUCUUCUCAGAACCAUUUACAAAAUAUUACAAAUAGCAUGUAAAAUAGAUCAUAAAAAAAUCUAAGUUUGCAUUCAACAAAUACAAUCUUUUAGACUCCUAACCACAAUACAUCAAGUUAUAGCAAUCUAAUAAAUUAAAAUCUUAGUAAUAAUAACAAAAACUAAGUUAAUAGAGACAACAACAAUUAAAAUAUUUCAUACAUUUCUAAACUCAGUAAUGUUAAUAAUCCAUCAUACAUGCUCUAGAAUAACUUCGUAAGAAGUGGCUUUAUCAAGACAAAUAAUAUGGUCGAGAGUGACAACAACAGCCAAACAAAUACUUCUAAUAAUUAGAGUCACAUUAGAGGAUAAAGUAUGACAUACAGUAAUUUAAAGAAUAACCAUCACUUAGCUUCUACAUCUUCACUAUUAAACAAUUAAAAUAAAUACAUCAGCAGCACUUCUACCAAUAUUCCACCUAACCACACAUUUAACAGCAGCGUUCAAUAAAAUGAAUACAAUCAAUCUAAUUAAAAGUUAUAUCAAAGUAACAAUAAAUCUCAGUCAAAUCAAUUUGCAAGCUAAAACAGCAACUAUAAUAAUAGUAAUAAUAAUAUCAAUAAUAACAAUUAAAUAAUAAAGCAAGGCAAUUUGAUUUAAAAAAAUUUCUUAAAUAAUGAUUUUUAAAACUAAAAAUUCAAUUAAGAACAUAUCUCAUAGGCAUGUUAGGAAGAAAAAGGUAGAGGAAAAUCUUUAAGCAGCAAUGCAGAAUUACAGUAUUUUUCUAACAAGCAAGAAAAUAAAUUGGAAGAUGUUAGGAAAAGUAAUAAAACCUAGCUGAGUCCUAAACAAUUUAACUAAUUUACUUAAAACUUAAAUUUAAGUAGAGAUCUAGAAAUCAAUCCUCACCCAAUAAAAGAAGAGCUCAACAAAAACUAAAUGAACUUUUAAUAAUCUUAAAGUGAUUAAAUAAUAUCAAACAAUUAAAGGCCAAGCAAAUACGAUAAGGCAAUUGUUUCAUUAAAUAAUAAUCUAUCUAAUAAUGUGAACAAUCCAUAAUAAUUGAAUAUGAAUAAUCCAUAAACAAAAUUAUCAAGUCCAUAACACAAUACAAAUAAUCAAUUAAUAAAUUCAAUGAGUAAAAAUAAUUAGUAAAUUAAUACGAAUGGUCCUUCUUAUCAAGCACAAAAAAUAUAAAGUGAAAAUGAUGAUAUUAUUCAAAAGUUAAAUAAACUUUAAUAACUUGAUUAAUUUUUACAACGUUCAAGAUCUCAAAGCAGUAAUGCAAAUGUAAACACUUUAUCAGUAAAAAGUGCUCUAAACCAAGCUAACAUUCCUCAUAUCUAAUUUAAAAAUAGUUAAGCAGAAAAAAAUAAUUCUGGAAUAAGCUUUAAUGCUUCUAAUCCCUCUUAGUUGAAUUCGAAACAAUUUACAAUAAAUAAGGAUAACAACAAGGAUGCUUAAUCUAAUGAAGGAAGCAAUAAUUUAAUUAAUAAUACUGUUUACUACUCGACUAACAGAUUAAGCUAAUAAGAUGACUCAUCAAAACAAAAAAUAAUUACUAGUAAUAGAUCUGCAAAUAUUACUUCUCCUUCACAAAGUCUUACUAGAACAAACUAAAACAGAUAUCAUAAAGAUGAUGCUUCGACAUUUACUCCUUAUUCUAACAACAACCUUCAAGAAGCUAUCUCUUUUGGAGAUGAACUCAUCAACGAAGACAAACUAAAUAUCCAAUAAGAUUAUAUAAAUUAAUUAACUGCCAAAAGCAAACAUCUUCUCAACUAAGUCUAUGAUAGCUAAACCUCUAACAAUUAACAAGACCCACUUCUUCAACAAUUCAACUCUAAUAGAAGAGCUUAAAGUUUCCACAAUAAUUGUUUGAAAAAUAAUGUUUGA
Messenger RNA from Tetrahymena thermophila SB210, 6150 nucleotides. RefSeq lists its product as hypothetical. The record is from RefSeq and is a predicted model, not a curated record. The transcript is spliced from 3 exons. NCBI's taxonomy places the organism in Eukaryota, Ciliophora, Oligohymenophorea, Hymenostomatida, Tetrahymenidae.